Molecule: messenger RNA, 1269 nt
Organism: Lasiodiplodia theobromae
Lineage: Eukaryota; Fungi; Ascomycota; Dothideomycetes; Botryosphaeriales; Botryosphaeriaceae
Product: Integral membrane protein
Exons: 5
Coding region: 1-1269 (422 amino acids)
Source: RefSeq, a predicted model, not a curated record
AUGACCACCGGCCAUGAUGCCGUGGUCGCUUGCUUCGUCUGCGCGGCCGUCGCCGCCGUCUUCGUCGGAUUACGAAUCUACACGCGCUUCUGUAUCAGCCGGCAUCCCGGAUGGGAUGAUAGCAUGGUUGUCAUCGCAUUGCUCUUCGCGAUAAUACUGUGUCCCAUAUACGUUCAACAAUUGAAGUACGGUUUGGGCGAACACAUUGAUGAAAUUCCUCCGCAAAAGCUCGGGAAUCAAAUGCACUGGUUCUGGGUUUCGACAUGGAUAUACCUUACCGGCGUUGCCUUCGCAAAGAUCUCCAUCCUCGUCCAGUACAUCCGCGUGUUCGUUGGAAGGAAAACGGUCAUGGCCUCGUGGGCCACCGUGGCCUUUAUCGUCACUUGCUGUCUCGUCUGUUUCUUCGGCGGCGUUUUCGCCUGCACUCCCGUAGAGAAGUUCUGGAACCCGACCGUUCCAGGAAAGUGCAUAGACUACCUUGCUAUUUGGUACCUCCACUGCUCUAUGGCUAUCGCGACCGACCUUGCCAUUGUAAUCAUCCCGCUGCCCACAAUCUUCAAUAUGAACCUAGAGAGCAAGAAGAAAUGGAGUCUUGCCUUCACCUUUGCGCUGGGCGGAUUCGGCUGCGUCACCUCCAUCAUCCGCCUCUACUACCUCUACUUCCUCACCCACACGCGCGACGUGACGCACUACAACCCCAUCCCGGCCAUGUGGUCCGCCGUCGAGCUCGCCGUCGUCAUCGUCUGCGCCUGCCUAAUCACGCUCCACCCACUACUCGUCCGCGCCCUCAGCCCGCUGCGCCGCUUCGCUUCCUCUUACACGGGCUCCGCCGAGAGAGCCGCCCAGCACCAGCAAGAGAUCCCUUCGUACGCCAAGAACACGGUCGGCGGCGGGCCCUUGCCCUCGCCGUCGUCGAAAGUCCGUUUUUCCCGCGCCAUGACGGGGUGGGAGGGAAAUGGCAACGGACGCAACGGCGGUAACGUCAUCGUCGGCCUCGGCACCAUGCUGCUCGAGGGCUGGUCCGACGAGCGGCUCGCGCCGCUGCCGGAGGAUGUCUCGGGGGGUGGAAGAAAGAGGGAGAGUGCUGGUGUUAUCAAGGUCGAGACGACGGUCGACGUUGCGACGGAUUCGGGGAGCUUGCUGACGACGCGUGGGAGGAGCGAUGAUGGCGGGGACAGCUUGAAGAGUGGGGAUGGGGGGCCGGAGGCGGGAGAGGGGAUGGGUGGUAGUGGCAAGUGGGUGGAUGUGGAGUUGGGGAAGAUGGUAUGA